AUGCAAGAGUGCCGCGCAGCAGCGACGAUAGCGCUCAUCGUUGCUGCGAGUAGUAUCGAAGUUGCACAAGCACCUGGAUGGCGGUGCUAUGUAAUGGUGGGUUCAGAUGAUUCUAUGAGGGUGUUGAUUGUAGCUGCUCGACAAUGCGAUGUGGUUGUAGGUUCAAAUGGUAGUGCGAUCAAUGGUGGUGAAUUUUUUGGUUGUUGUAGUGGUGGUCUUUUCAGUGUUUUGGCGUUGUGGGGGAUUUGUGUGGUUCUUGUUAGCGUUGGUGGAUCUGGCGGUGGCAGUGAGGCACAAGCACCGAUGGCCAUUUCCGUUGCACAAUCACCCACAUGGGAAGAAAUUGAUCGCGCUGAAAGUUAUCUUGUGUGCUGUAUGUUCGAUGAAUCGGCGUCCUUGUCGUCCUCUAUUCUAUCGAGAUUGCUUGAAAAUUGUAACUAUAAAAGAAAGGGAAACCAAUUUCCGGAGAAUUACGACAAUGAAUGGGAUGAUAUGUUGGAAUCAGCGGGCAUGGUUUUGGUUCAAUCCAUGAAACAGCUCCAAAGGACAUCUGAGAUUUUCAAGGAGCUUGAAUUGUUAUUUGGCUCCGUAGCUGCCAUUCCUGUACAAGUUUUCCUCACCGGGGUGUGUUUUCAUAUGUCAGAAGGCCAAUUGACUGUUACUCAAGGCUUUCUUGAGGAAUUUCUUAACAAUUGGAAAUAUGUGGAUCAGCGGUAUUAUCUUCUCUUGAACGCAGAAGCUAAUGCAGCCGACAUAGAAGGAUCUUGUUAUAGGUUUUCUAUAGGAGUUGACGAGUAUUUGGAAGCUGUUGAGCUUUAUGUGAUGUCACUGCUUGCAAUGGCUAUAAAAGACAUAGAUCUUGCUAUUUCUUGGGUGGACAAAGCCAUGUUACCUGAGGAGAGGCGUCAGGAACUCUUGAGGCGGUUACAUUCGAUGAAUUCUUCGAAGGUCAACAGUUCAUCACAAGCUUCUAUGUCACCUCAGCAGACAGAUGAAUAUAAAACAAAUUCUGAUCCCUUUGGAGAACAAAAACAGUAUAAUGGAUGUCUGAAAGAUUUUGAAUCUGGACAUCUAGCUGGUGGAGGGAAUACUACAAAACAGGCAAUUCUGAAAUUGUCUAGACAUAGAGUUCCAUACUUUUGGUGGUUCCCUUCCAUCAAUCUGAAAUUUGGCAAUUAUCGAUUGGUUGUACCUAGUGGGAAAGUCUUGCUAUCUUGCUUAUUGUUGCUUAUGUAUUAUUUUAUGAGGAAGAAGCAAGCUGCUUUAAAGAGGGUUCUUACGAACAAAGCUGUAUCCAUCAAAAAGGCUCUGGUCGACUUGUGGCAACUUGCAUUCUCAUACCAAGUGAACCCUCUGGCUGGUGUUCAACCCCUCCCUACUGCAACUCGUGGAAGCUACUGA
This is a messenger RNA of Fraxinus pennsylvanica, 1401 nucleotides long. NCBI's taxonomy places the organism in Eukaryota, Viridiplantae, Streptophyta, Magnoliopsida, Lamiales, Oleaceae. The record is from the annotation of a GenBank genome assembly.